CCAGCCAGUGGAAUUUUAUUUAUUCUCAUAAAUUUAUUCUCAUAAAUUAAAUGCAUGUCUGAUGUGACUUCAUGGCCACUGUCUUCAGAUAGAUAACUGUCAUUUUAAAGGAGAGAUAGGUUUCCAUUUAAUUUAAGAAAUACUUCCUUAGGACAAUGAGGGAUUCCUCAUUUAGUUGUGAGCUCCUUAUUCCUGAAGGAUAAUCAAGUAAAGACUGAACUGUCAGGGAUGUUGUGGAAGGAGGUUGGCCUGCAUGACGUCAGAAAACCUUUCAAGCAGGAAUCUGCAGUUCCAAAUAUGGGCAGGGGUGGGGGUCGGCACUGGAUGAUAGAGGUUCUUGACAGCUACUACAGAAGAGGAUUUUCCUGUGUUUGGCUUAGAGCAGGGGUCCCCAACCCCCAGGCCACAGACAGGUACCAGUCCAAGGCCUGUUAGGAGCCAGGCAGCACAGCAGGAGGUGAGUGGCGGGCCAGCGAGCGAACCUCCAUCUGCCGCUUCCCAUCGCUCCCCAUCUCUCACAUUACCACCUGAACAAUGCCCCCGCCAACUCCGUCCGUGGAAAAAUUGUCUUCUACAAAACCAGUCCCUGGUGCCAAAAAGGUUGCGGACCGCUGGCUUAGAGGAUAGCUGCUGAGAGGAGGGCCUGGGAAGUGCAGCCAGGCCAGGAGCUUGACGUUGACUGUUCCAUGAAGAGUGAGCAUUCUGGGAGACUUAGGGGGUGACCACCGCCAUCUCUAAUGCACACGGAGCCCUGGGCUCGGGAGAUUAGGCAGUAGAGCUCUGAUGGAUGGUGGUAAGUAGAAGGGUGGGCUGGGCCCAGUUCCUUGACCUCAGCUCACACUAGGCCAGUUGUGGAGUACCCCAAAAUUUUGGCCCUUGUUUGGGACAGAGCACAUGGAACAAGUGGAAUUUUCAUUCCUUCAUUAUUAUCCUCAUCCUUCCCUCCUUUCCCUCUCAUACAUUCCCACAGAAAUUCAAGACCACAUAUACACUUACACUCUUUCAUGACCAGUGGUACGCUUUCAUGAUCACGCACACACACAAAGCUCUCACGGCACCCAUGAGCUCUUAUGAACAUACAUGAUUUCAUGACUCCCAGAUGCAUUCUCAUGACUGCACACACACAUGCAUUCUCACGACCACAGUCGUAUACCAUCAUGAGCCCUGUCAUACACUUGUGACCACACACAUCCACACACAAUCUCACCAUUAUACAUACUCAUGCUCUCUCACGCACAUGCGCUCAGGACCCCAUUCUCAUGACCAUACUCUUACACACACACACACACACACACGCUUCUCUUUCAUGAUUACACAUUUACGCCACAAAUUCUCAUGACUAUGCACUUACACACUCUGUUGUGUGAAUAUACAUGCCUUCCCCCACGUUCUCUCUGUGUCAUAACCACAUAUAGCCCCCAUACUUUUGUGACCACAUACACAUACACACUUUUUGUGGUGCCUACAUGUCUCUGGGUAGUUCUGUGUACUCUAGACCUUUCACACCCCAGCACCUGGCAGCACUCCCUUCUGGUGUUCCUGAUUACCCCUGAGCAGUUCUGUUUUCUGCUACGUGACAGCUCUCUAAUCUGAUGGGCUGACCUACUAACGCAGAAACCUCUGUGCAGUUUUUUGUGAACACCAGAGGACCCAUAUUUGUCCCACACAGACCUCUAGUUUGAAAGAUUUUUAUCCUCCAAAUAGAUGACAUUUAUGACUUUGUUCCUUCUUUUGCGAACAUUAUUUGAGGACAUCUGUAAGUGUUAAUCAACGGCUCUGAUUAGCAGAAGAUGGCUAGGGUUACUGUACUUAAUGAUGUAAGUUCAGUGAAAGCCAGGUCCUGCCUAUCUUAGCUUUUGUAAAUAAAUGAUCUCUACUAGACAUUUAGAAUGUGGGCCCCCAGUGUCACCUGUGUAGCCUUCCCAGGUUUUUUUCUCUGUUGCAUUGAUGUGCUGCCUCUCUGAGAGAACAUGUAUUUAUUUUAGCAGAGGUCUCUGUAGACAAUACUUACCAGGGAUCUUCUAACCUCUUUUAGGCCUGGAACCCUUUUAUACAAAUGAAACCUUAAUCACAUGUCCAGUAAAAUUGACAGACUUGGAGUUGAUGAGAUUAAAGAAAGGAAAGAGAGUUCAGAGCCCUUUGUGUCUGUCUCACCUCUUUCCCCUUUUUUCGUCCCGGGCUGCCCCAAAGGUACUCUAUCAUAAAGCCCAGUUUGCAAAUCCCUGGCUUAAUUUAAAGAUGUAGUUGUGAUGGCUGUAAUUUUGAAGCGGAACUAUUUUGGAGGUGCACAGAGACUUGCAGUCCUCCUUUCCCCACUAGCCUUUGACAUUAGUCCUCCUGGGGUGGUGAGAAUGCGAGUAACCAUACGGCUAGGCAUGCCUGGGGCAGCUGCAGUUUAUAUCUGUGUCCUGGUGUGGUUGUUAACAGUGCUUCCAUUCACUCUCCUGGUUUGGACAGAAAGUUGUUUGCUUACCCAAAUGAUAGGCCAUGUCUUAGCAAGAGGUGGUUCAUAACUAACUCCUGGGGAGCAGCUGGAGGGAUGGGCUUCACAGAUACAGGCCCAGAGGAACCUGUCAGAUAGAGAGGCCUGUUCCUGAAUCAGCAGAAUGCGCGAUGUUCGGAAGUUGAGUAUCUGGGCUGGCAGUCAGUGCUAACCUGUGCUUGGGUAGCAUUUUAUACUUUUCAGAACAGUUUCAUGUCUCUUAACUCCUUUGACCCUCAUGACACCCUGUAAGAUCACUGUCUCGUGUUGUGUGUUACAACCUUCAUUUUCCAGAUUUGGGAACCUGAUGCCCGGAGAAAGUCUAACUGCUGGCCUUUUAGGGACCCAGGGAACUGGAUGAUUUAGAAGUGAUUUGUGGCCAGCAGUGAGAAACUGUCAAUAAAGCUUUUCCAAGAGUGUUUUUCUCUUGGAAGGCUUCCUGUAGCUAAUAUAGAUUUUUAGCUUUCUUAUUGUAAUUGGAGUGGGCCCAGCCUUGAGGUGCUUCAGGAGCCUGGGGUGCUAAGAGUUAACACUUACUGAGUGUUUUCUGGACACGGAUGUCAACACUUUGCAUAUGUUAACUCUAGUAAUCCUCACAUCAGCUAUGUGAGGUGAAUAUUAUUGUCAUCUCCAUUUCACAGAUGAAGAACGGAGGCUCAGAGAGAUUAGGUGUCUUUCCAGAGUCACAUGUCAGUGGAGGAGCCAGCCCGUCAGCCUGCUCCAGAGUCUUCCUUUCGAGGCAGGAGUGGCCUCCAUCUUGCUGUAAAGAAGCUUUAAUUUUUCAGAGGGGAAGACAAAUGAACCUAUUCCCAGGCCUUGAGUCAGUUUUUUCUAUUUUAGAGUUCCCCUUCUUUAAAGUUGGUCAGAGAUGCACUUCCCAGAAUGACUCUGUCACAUGUAUCCAUUCAGCUCCUUGUAUGUUAGGACCAUGGUAAGUGUUGGAGCAUCCAAAGAUAAUUAGGUUAUGGUUCUUACCUUAGAGUCUUCAGAUGAGUCUAUGUUGCACAAACAGAGGGAAAGGCUGUGCUGGGUCAGUGGAAGAGCCAAUCUUAUGUAUGGGGGGGAAUCAGAAAAGGCUCCAUGGAGAAAGUGGUAUUUAAGAUGAGCUUAGAAGGGUGAUCAGGAGUUCCUUAGACUAACAUGGAAAGGAAGACUGAGGCAGGCCAGGUGAGGUGCUAGAAGCUCAUGAGCAAUAGGUGGGCUUUGGGAGCAUGACAGUGGGCAGAGCUAGGGAGUAGCAGGGGAGAAAGGGCUUGACUGGGCUUUGGAGAAGAGGAUGAGUGAGGGCAAGUCUUCUUGGGGUGUUGAGCUGGAUAGGGAGAGGAACAAGGGAGGAGGAGAAGCUUCUGGAUUAGAGGAAAGAAGAGGUGGGGAGUGAGACUUCAUUCUACUGGGAGGAUGGUAUCUGAAAACCCCACAGGGUGAGGGGGGCUGAGGGCUCAGAAGAAUGUGUUUCUGUAGCUCCUGUGGUAAUGUGGUAUGGUAUGGGGAACUCAGGCAGUCUCCUUACAACUCAGUAUGGAGCCAGCUAGGCGGUAGAGGGAGAGAAUUGGGUAGGGGUAGAUAAGGCUUUGGAGACAGGUCACUUCCAGUGGGGAAGUGGCUGCCUCAUGACCAUGAUGCCUGCUACACAGAGGCCUUCGCUCAAGCUAGAGGAGGAUCAGUGGAGGAGGCCCGAGGUGAGCUAUCCCUAGGCUGCCAUCUCCCUGGAUGAAGGCGACAAGGGCCGGGGCCCAAGUGCCUUGGCCUCUUGGAAGAAACACGAUGCCUGAAGGAGUCAUGUCCACUCCCUCUUCCUCCAUCCCCUACCCGUCUUUGGAGUCAGACAGACUGGACUUGAAUCCUAGCUCUUCCUCUUACUAGCUGUAAUAGACUUGAUUACAUGCCUUAAGUCCCAAUUCUCACAUCUGUGAAAUGAGAAGAAGAAUUGUGUCUUCCUUGCAAGGACUUGUGAGGAUUAAAGUAAGUUAAUAUAUGUCCACUGACAACACAGUGUCUGGCACAUGGUAAAUAUUGAAUAAAUCAUAGUUGCUAUUAUAAUUGUUAUUAUUUUCCUAGAUGACCACUUCCCUCCCCAUUUCCUCAGGUCUUCACCCUUUUGGGUGGGUACCUGACCUUCCAAUUGGGUGGGUAUCUGACCUUCCUCUCUUACCUCUUUACCUUGAAGCGCCCUCUUUGUGUGGCUCAUGGCCCACUUAGACUUGAGCACAGCUCCUGGAAGCUUUGCCCUGGCCCUUUGGCUUCUAUGGGAGCUGGUAGCUUUGCCUUUGCUGAGCUGUCUCACCAUGGUGGGGCCUGCCAUCUGGCAGGGCAGUGGGGAGCCAGCCUGUCUGUGUGUGCAUGUGGCCAGCUAGAGCAUCAGACCCAAGUGCCCAUCCCUCCUGUUUGUUAGGAAAAGAUGGGGGUGAUUUUGGGGGAGCCAAAGAGGCCUCAGAGUCUGCCUCUUCUGUGUUUAAAACCCCAGAGGCCUGGUUUUCAUCUGACCCCUCCCUCCUCACACACACAUCAGCUCAGUCUGGAGCCCUUUGUUGUGUCACAGCCUGCCCACACUCCUCACUUGGCAAAACCCCUCACAUAUGUUUGCUUUGGGGGCUGGUAGCUUUCGCUUCUGAAUCAGGACGUGUGAGUGUUACUUAGGAAUUAUGCAGGGGUUGAGGAGGCUUGUGUUAGGCUGAGAUGAUAAUUGCGCUAUUUAAAGAUGGCCAUGGAACCAGGAAGAGCCAGGCGUCCUGAUGUGGCUGUCUUCAAGCUCCCAUCUGCUCACCAUGCUUGUGCAGUUUGUGGGGACAGGGAGAGGAAGUCCUGGACAGUCAUCUCAGGGGCAUCUGUCUGGCGUACAUCUCUGGGCUCAUCUUCAACCUGCUCUACAUGAUGCCAGUUCACUAGGACCACUGCCCUCCGGAAACGAUGGUUGUUGCUGGACCCAGCUGGGACUCUGCCAGGCUCCAGUGCUCAGUCUAAGGAAAGGGCCCUCUUCCAGCCCUGCUCUCCCUGCCUGUCAUGGCCACGCUCAGCUGCUGCCUGCUUGCCUGGGGACAUAGGGCACCCAGCCCCAGCGCUGAGAGGCUAAACCAGGCCCUCUCACUCCAUUUCACAGGGGCGCUCUGGGCACCAGGCCCCUUUCAGACCGAGAGCAACUGAUGCCGUCUGUUCACUCACCUGGCACUGCCUGCUCUGAGACCCCUACCCGGGUCGCCCUGGAGGUGCCAACCCUGUGAACCCCUCCCCUGUGCCCUGACACUGAGAAGGCCCUGCCCACCCCCACCAUGUGUGAAGUGAUGCCCACAAUCACCGAGGGGGACCCCCUGGGGUCUCCCCAUGGAACGGAUGCUGACGCCAACCUGGAGCAGCUGAUGGUGAACAUGCUGGAUGAGCGGGAGAAGUUGCUAGAGUCCCUUCGGGAGAAUCAGGAGACUUUGGCGGCGACACAGAGCCGGCUCCAGGAUGCCCUGCGUGAGCGAGACCAGCUCCAGUGCCGCCUUAACUCUGCCCUUCCCCAGGAAUUUGCCACCUUAACCCGGGAGCUGAGUAUGUGUCGGGAGCAGCUUCUAGAGAGGGAGGAAGAGAUAUCAGAGCUGAAAGCAGAGCGGAAUAACACGAGGUUGCUUCUGGAACAUCUGGAGUGCCUAGUGUCCCGUCAUGAGCGGUCACUGAGGAUGACUGUGGUGAAGCGUCAGGCUCAGUCACCUUCAGGGGUUUCCAGUGAGGUGGAGGUGCUGAAGGCUCUCAAGUCACUGUUUGUGCACCACAAGGCCCUGGAUGAGAAGGUGCGAGAGCGGCUCCGGGUGGCCCUGGAGAGAGUGACCACCUUGGAAGAGCAGUUGGCGGGUGCCCACCAGCAGGUGUCUGCCCUACAGCAGGAGGCAGGGGUUCAGGAUGGAGUGGCAGAAGAGGAGGGGACUGUGGAACUGGGACCGAAAUGCCUGUGGAAGCAUGACGCGGGCCAGGUAGAAGAGCUGCAGGAGCUCCUGGAGAAGCAGAACUUUGAGUUGAGCCAGGCCCGGGAGCGACUGGUCACCCUGACAGCAACCGUGGCCGAACUUGAGGAGGACCUGGGCACGGCCCGCCGGGACCUUAUCAAGUCGGAGGAGCUGAGCAGCAAACAUCAGCGGGACCUCCGGGAAGUGAGCAAGGGCCUGGGCCUGACCCUAUCUUUCUGGGUGCAGGCUCUAGCCCAGAAGGAGGACGUGGAGAAGCGAAUAACCACACUGGAGAAGCGCUACCUGGCUGCUCAGCGUGAGGCCACAUCGAUUCAUGACCUCAACGACAAACUGGAGAAUGAGCUGGCCAAUAAGGAGUCCCUGCACCGCCAGUGUGAGGAGAAAGCCCAGCAUCUGCAGGAGCUACUGGAGGUAGCAGAGCAGAAACUGCGGCAGACGAUGCGCAAGGCUGAGACGCUGCCAGAGGUGGAGGCUGAGCUGGCCCAGAGAAUUGCAGCCCUCACCAAGGCUGAAGAGCGGCAUGGCAGCACUGAGGAGCACCUGCGGCAGUUGGAGGGACAGCUGCAGGAAAAGAACCAAGAGCUGGCAAGGGUGCGCCAGCGGGAGAAGAUGAACGAGGACCACGGCAAGCGACUGUCAGACACCGUGGACCGACUGCUUAGCGAGUCGAAUGAGCGCCUGCAGCUCCACCUCAAGGAGCGCAUGGCGGCCCUGGAGGAGAAGAACACACUGAUCCAAGAGCUGGAGAGCUCCCAGCGGCAGAUUGAAGAGUGGCAGCAUGACAAGGGCCGCCUGUCUGAAGAGAUUGAGAAGCUGCGCCAAGAGGUGGACCAGCUGAAGGGUCGAGGAGGGCCAUUUGUGGAUGGCAUCCACUCCAGGGCGCACAUAGGCAGUGCAGCAGAUGUGCGGUUCUCCCUGAGCGCAACCGCCCAUGCACCUCAAGGUCUGCAUCGUUCCUACUCAGCACUGCGGGAAGAGUCUGCCAAGGACUGGGAGCCAUCUCCACUGCCUGGGGUGCUGGUCCCCACAGCCACCCCUGCCUUUGACAGUGACCCUGAGAUCUCUGAUGUGGAUGAGGAUGAGCCAGGGGGUCUGGGGGGCUCCGUGGACGUUGUCUCCCCCAGCAGCCACUCAGACGCCCAGACCCUGGCCAUGAUGCUGCAGGAGCAGCUGGAUGCUAUCAACGAGGAGAUCAGGAUGAUCCAGGAAGAGAAGGAGUCCACAGAGCUCCGUGCUGAGGAGAUUGAGACACGAGUGACUAGUGGCAGCAUGGAGGCCCUAAACCUGACCCAGCUGCGCAAACGUGGUUCCAUCCCCACCUCUCUGACUGCCCUGUCCCUGGCCAGCGCAUCCCCUCCGUUCAGCGGCCGCUCCACACCUAAGCUUACUUCCCGCAGUGCUACCCAGGACCUGGACCGAAUGGGGGUCAUGACCUUGCCCAGUGACUUAAGAAAGCAUAGGAGGAAGCUGCUGUCACCAGUGUCUCGGGAAGAGAACCGAGAGGAUAAAGCCACCAUAAAAUGUGAGACUUCUCCUCCUUCCUCACCCAGGACGCUGCAGCUAGAGAAGCUUGGCCACCCAGCCCUGAGCCAGGAAGAAAGCAAGAGUGCUUUGGAGGAUCCAGGCAGCAACCCCAGCAGCAGCAACAGCAGCCAGGACUCCUUGCACAAGGGCACCAAGCGCAAGGGCAUCAAAUCAUCCAUCGGCCGCCUGUUUGGGAAGAAGGAGAAAGGCAGGCUGAUCCAGCUGAGCCAGGGCGGAGCCACGGGCCAUGUUCUGCUAAUAGACUCUGAGCUCGGUCUGCAGGAGCCCAUGGUACCUACCAAGCUGGGGACCCAGGCAGAAAAGGACCGGCGGCUGAAGAAGAAACACCAGCUGCUUGAAGAUGCCCGCAGAAAAGGAAUGCCCUUUGCCCAGUGGGACGGCCCUACUGUGGUCUCCUGGCUAGAGCUCUGGGUGGGGAUGCCUGCUUGGUAUGUGGCAGCCUGCCGGGCCAACGUCAAGAGUGGUGCCAUCAUGUCAGCCCUCUCGGACACAGAGAUCCAGCGGGAAAUUGGCAUCAGCAAUGCCCUGCACCGGCUCAAGCUCCGGCUGGCUAUCCAGGAGAUGGUGUCGCUGACCAGCCCCUCUGCCCCGCCCACCUCCAGGACUUCUUCUGGGAAUGUCUGGGUCACCCAUGAAGAGAUGGAAACUCUGGCAACAUCCACUAAAACAGACAGUGAGGAGGGCAGCUGGGCUCAGACCCUGGCCUAUGGGGACAUGAACCACGAGUGGAUUGGGAACCAGUGGCUGCCCAGCCUGGGGCUCCCCCAGUACCGCAGCUACUUCAUGGAGUGCCUUGUGGACGCUCGCAUGCUGGAUCACCUCACCAAGAAGGACCUGCGGGUCCACCUGAAGAUGGUGGACAGCUUCCACCGAACCAGUCUUCAGUAUGGCAUCAUGUGUCUGAAGAGGCUGAAUUAUGACCGGAAGGAGCUGGAGAAGAGGCGGGAAGAAAGCCAGCAUGAGAUCAAGGAUGUGCUGGUCUGGACCAACGACCAGGUGGUUCAUUGGGUCCAGUCUAUUGGGCUCCGGGACUAUGCAGGAAACCUGCAUGAGAGUGGUGUGCAUGGUGCUCUGCUGGCCCUGGACGAGAACUUCGACCACAACACAUUGGCCCUGGUCCUCCAGAUACCCACGCAGAAUACCCAGGCACGCCAGGUGAUGGAGAGAGAGUUCAACAACCUGUUGGCCUUAGGCACAGACCGGAAACUGGAUGAUGGGGAGGACAAGGUGUUCCGCCGCGCACCCUCCUGGAGGAAACGCUUCCGGCCGCGGGACCACCAUGGCAGCGCCAUGCUCAGCGCCUCUGCCGAAACGCUCCCGGUAGGCUUCCGCGUGUCCACCCUGGGGCCAUUGCAGCCUCCACCGGCCCCGCCAAAGAGGAUCAUGCCUGAAGGCGCGGCCGGGAAGGCCCCACGGGCGAGCUGUGCGCGCACUAACCCGCCGCUCUGUGUUCUCCCGCGGCUGCCGACUCCUCCCAGCCGGGACGGCGGGGGCGCAGAGACUGGAGACCUCCACGGUUCGGACCUACUUCUGCUGACCCCGCCUCCCGCCCCGGGUCUGACGGGGCUAUGCCCGAGGCUCGGGCACACUCUCACUAUCUCUACGGACACAUGCUCUCCGCCUUCCGGGACUAGCUACGGCCCCCAAGGCCAGCUUCCUCCUGCUUGGUUUCACAGGCUCAGAGAGCCCUUAACCCUCCUGCUCGGUCCCCUUACUCCCACAGCUCCUAGUCUCCUAUCUCAGAAUAUACUGUCUACCCCCUAGCCAUCCCUCUACCCCAAGUCCAACGUGUGUCCCUUGUAAGGCUCUCUGGGAUGUGGCUGGGUUUCCUGGUGUUGUGGAGGCAACCAGGUUGUCCAUGCUUGUGGGUCUGCGGGAGGGAGAGGAAGGCAGCCCAAGAUGGAUGGACUCCACCUUCCCUCUUCUGCAUCUAGCUGGUCUGGACUGCAAACUCCACCAGAGACCAGGACACAGCAUCAAGGGCUGGGGAUGGCCCUUCCAAGAAAAUGGCACUUCAGACUGCCUCGCUUGGGUUAUUUGGCUUUCUGGUUUCUGUCCACCUCUUGGUUGUACUAGAUGGUCUACAUCUGCUCUUGGCACCUUCACCAUUAUCCCUCCCUCAACUCAUCUGCAUAGCUGCAGCUCCUGCCUCACCUCCAGGACCUCCUUGGGGGCUGGGAAGGGCUGUAGAAGGCCCUGUUCUUCCUCAGGAUGAUGAACCUGGGAAGGGGGAAGGCUAAGGUGGAGAUUCUAGGCCCUGGUUUAAGUUGAAUCCCAAACACCAAGCAUAAGGAUGGGGAAACUCAGCCCUCCUGCCCAGUGAGAGGUGCAGGCAGGUCAGCUAGAGGGAGAGCCAAUGGCCUGUGGUAACCUUAAGCCCAGAUGGCAGCGGGAAUGCCUCCUGCCCCAGCUGUAGGGUAGAGCUGCUGCUGGGCUGGGGGGAGAGGGAACUGUGUGGAUCUUGGCUGUGGAUCAAGCUAACCUUGCACUGCCAGCUAUGCUCCCAGUAUUCCUUCCCUUUCUGUCCCCCUCUGCCCCACUUCUUUGAUAAUUCCAGCCCCAUAAGAAUAUACCUAAUGGGUGGAUUUAAGGCCAUUGACCUUAAAGUCUGGUUUGGGAAAAAGGUAAUCUGAGGCUUCCUUCCUCUGAUCUCCUAGGAGGAAAAUAAAGAUUCUCCUGUAGUGAAUCAUGUCCUAGGUCCAGGAAAUCCAGUGUUGGUGAAGAGUGUCAUUCUCUUGCUUGUCCCCACACCACUACCCCCUUGUUCAGGGCUCUUUUGGUGUGCAGGGACUGCUUCGUCCAGAAAUUCCUGAGACCUGCCCAGUUUCAGUUGCUUUCCCCAGUAGCACGGCAGCAUCCAGGGCUGAGGGAUACAGGUCCCGCUUUGGUAGGAAUGUUAUUUCCAAGAAAUCCCUCUUCUUAACCCAUGUACUCGUCCUGCAAAGGUGCCUGGAAGUGUUUGGGACCCAAGUUCAGGGUGAGCUGAUGGAACCUAAGGUUUCAUCCAAGUGGAAGGAGAGGAAAAGUGCCUGAAGCAUGUUUCCUGGAGAGGAGCCAGUGAAGUGCCACCCUGCAGGUGGCUGAGCAGCUGGUUUGCAAGCUGAUGACUUGGAUUCUGAGUGGUGGCUAGGCUAGCAGGUGGGAUGAUGGGUCAGAGCACCCUGUCCAGAAGGAGUGCUGGAGCCUGGGGCAGUACCAGGCUUACAGGUUUCUGCUGCUUUUCAGUAGAGGAGAGGUCCACCAGUGGUGGGGCUGGGUGGGCUCCCAUGGGUAUGGGCAAGGCAUCCAACUUCCCUUGCUCUCCCUCAUUGUUCCCUGCCCUUCCUGUCUGUCAGGCCACUGGGAAUGGAGCUGGAGGAGUUCUUGAGCAGAAAAUAAGUUGGAUGGAGAGAAAGAGCUCCUAUCCCUGGGUAAUGGAUGUUAAGGUUAUGGAGAAACCCCAGAUUCCUAAGAUUGGUGAAGUUGGAGACCACAAGGCCAUCUGACUCCUUCAGGGAACUCUGAUAGGCUAGCAUAGUGGGAAAUUCAGCCCCAGCCUCUCCUCUGCAACUCAACCCUAUCUUAACUAGUCAUGUCAUAAGGCAGCAGUUGGCAGGACCCAGGUCUGUUCGGGGCAUCUUGGGAUUAUUGCAGGGAGGUGAUGCACACAGUGAUGGAAGGCUCUUGUCUUGGUGUAUCCCUUGCCUCACAGUCAAUAUACUUUUUAUUUGGGGAGUCACUUGUGACCCAUACCCCCUCACCAGCUUCCUGUAUCUUUUCAGGUCCCUUCUCAGUACCGUACUGCCGACACAGUGCAUCAGGAAUGGGUGUAUGGGUGUGUAUGAGUGUGAGUGUGUGUGUGUGUGAGUGUGUACAUACCAAUAAAUAACCUGGUUUUGAGACAACAUA
This is a messenger RNA of Delphinapterus leucas (beluga whale), 11856 nucleotides long. The record is from RefSeq and is a predicted model, not a curated record. Lineage: Eukaryota; Metazoa; Chordata; Mammalia; Artiodactyla; Monodontidae.